AUGAACAUAAUCCUAUUCAUAAUCACCCUAUCCCUAACCCUAAGCAUCGCCCUAACCACACUAAACUUCUGACUCGCCCAAAUAACUCCAGACUCAGAAAAACUAUCCCCAUACGAAUGCGGCUUCGACCCUCUAGGAUCCGCCCGACUGCCCUUCUCAAUCCGAUUCUUCCUAGUAGCAAUCCUAUUCCUCCUAUUCGACCUAGAAAUUGCCCUACUACUUCCCCUCCCAUGAGCAACCCAACUCGAAGACCCCCUCACCACACUAAUCUGAACCUCCACCCUCAUCCUCCUCCUCACCCUGGGACUAGUCUACGAGUGAGCCCAAGGAGGCCUAGAAUGGGCAGAAUA
Molecule: messenger RNA, 350 nt
Organism: Poecile atricapillus (Black-capped chickadee)
Lineage: Eukaryota; Metazoa; Chordata; Aves; Passeriformes; Paridae
Source: the annotation of a RefSeq genome assembly